Molecule: messenger RNA, 1809 nt
Organism: Zingiber officinale
Lineage: Eukaryota; Viridiplantae; Streptophyta; Magnoliopsida; Zingiberales; Zingiberaceae
Product: transcription factor bHLH18-like
Exons: 5
Coding region: 211-1221 (336 amino acids)
Molecular function (GO): protein dimerization activity
Source: RefSeq, a predicted model, not a curated record
AGAAAAAAAUAAUAAAAUAGGUGAAAAAGGAAAUAUGAAUAGGAGAAUUUCCCAGCCUCUUGGUAAGUAAUGAAACAAAUCUCAGAACGCAAAGUAGAAGUUGUUAUAUAAUAUAAGGGUGGAUGCUCUUGUUUCAAAGGAAAAGGAAGGGCCUUGAUCUUCUGCUUAGGUUCUUCACCUAUCUCCUGUCAAGAGAACAGCCCAACCAACAUGGAUGGACAAACUGCAGGAUUGUAUUCUGACAUGGGAAUGGAAGACAGCCUUUUUGAUCAGUGGGGGGUAAUGGAUCAGCUCACAGCUGCAGAAAUCGCAGCAGCUCUAGGGCAUAACUUCCAACAGUCCAUCUCUUCGGAGAGCUACAACUCAUUUACCUCAGACCAAGCUCCAAUGAGCAGCGAAAGGCCUAAGAAAGCUCUCAAGGCCACUAGCUGGAGUUCUUGCACCACAGAGCAGAAUUCAGCUCUGGCGCCUAAUACCUCAUUCCCCAGCAUCCUCACCUUCAGCAACCUGGACUCGCCCGAAGAACAGAAGAACCCUUAUGGGAGCCUUGUGGGAGUGGUGAAGCCCAAGAAGGAGGUGAAUGGUAUGGUUGGAUCCGAGAGAAAGUAUGAUACUAUUGUUAGGCAAGCAAACAAGGGUUCCCAUAUCCGGAGUAGGUCAAGCUAUGACAAUAAGGAACACAUUAUUGCUGAAAGGAAGAGAAGAGAGAAGCUCAGCCAGAGGUUUAUAGCUUUGUCUGCCAUUGUGCCUGGCCUAAAGAAGAUGGACAAGGCUUCUGUUCUUGGUGAUACAAUCAGGUAUCUGAAAGAACUGGACGAAAAGGUGAAGGUCCUGGAAGAGCAAGCUGCAAAGAGGACCGUUGAGUCUUCAGUCCUUGUGAAAAAAUCUCAGCUCAGUGCCGACGAUGACAGUUCCUUCUGCGACGACGAGAACUUUGAAUAUGGGCAGCGGAGAUUCGGCGAGUCGCUCCCGGAGAUCGAAGCUAAGAUGUCUGAGAAAUCCAUCCUCAUCAAAAUUCACUGCGAGAAUGGCAAAGGAGUGCUGGUGAAAGCACUGUCUGAGGUCGAGAAGUGCCACCUCUCUGUUGUCAGUGGCAGUGUCAUACCUUUUGCUGGCUCUUCCCUUGAUAUCACUAUAAUGGCUCAGAUUGAACAAGGGUUCAAUAUGACAGUGAAGGAUCUAGUCAAGAAGCUGGGCACUGCUUUCAGGAAGAACACAUGAAGAAAACUGCUAACUCUUUUCGUUAGUCUUUUUAGAGCUCUUUCCUCAGCCAAGGACAUUAUAUCCCCUCGUUUACCUCAAGAUCACCACUUUUGUUGCCUAGGCUUUUCUGAUCCCUUGUUUUUCUUUUCCUCUUUAUUUCUUUUUACAGUCUUGUCCAAUUUUUGCAUGAUCAAUUUAGUUGACCAUGUUCACGAGGGACAAGAUACAUCGAUUGCUUGUAUCAUUCUACCCCACGCAUGUUUUCUAUCAUCUUUUUGAGGGCUUCCUCGGGGAGUUUGCUUUUGGGAAAACUUGAAAAAAGAAAAGAAAAGAAAAGAAAAGAAGGCUUCUUCUUUCUCCCCUUUCAGUUAGCCCUGCUUGUUUCAUCUUUAGUCUUCUUUGUUUACGAAAAGCUCCGCUGUGGAAAAAAUGGUGGUGAUCUUUGUAUUUUGGGUUGUAGAAAAAAAAAGAAGUCCUUGUUUAGGGAAGGUGGUUCUUUUUCUACUAUCUCGAGUCCUUUUUGCAUCUCUUAUGUUUGUAAGCAACAGCAAUGUAGUUGUAAUACUUCAGGAGUUGAAUGUUGGUUAUUAUGGGUGAUGCGAUGGA